Messenger RNA from Aspergillus terreus NIH2624, 2091 nucleotides. Its product is annotated as methylenetetrahydrofolate reductase (NAD(P)H) MET12. The transcript has 2 exons. Lineage: Eukaryota; Fungi; Ascomycota; Eurotiomycetes; Eurotiales; Aspergillaceae. The record is from RefSeq and is a predicted model, not a curated record. Gene Ontology annotation, molecular function: methylenetetrahydrofolate reductase [NAD(P)H] activity; FAD binding. Gene Ontology annotation, biological process: tetrahydrofolate interconversion. Bases 1 to 2091 code for a protein of 696 amino acids. Gene Ontology annotation, cellular component: cytosol.
AUGGAGAAGAUCACAGACAAGAUCGCGGCUCUGCCGCCGGACUCCAACUACUUCUCGCUGGAGUUUUUCCCGCCGAAGACUCAGAUGGGUUUUGCCAAUCUCCAAGCCCGUCUGGAGCGUAUGGCCCAGGCGUUGCGACCACUCUUUGUGACGGUGACCUGGGGCGCCGGAGGAAGCACCGCCGCAAGAUCCCUCGAGCUGGCCGAGAUCUGCCAGCGUCAACUGCAAUUGACAACAUGCUUGCAUCUGACGUGCACGAACAUGAGUCGCGGCUUGGUGGACAAGGCGUUGGAGGAAGCCAAGGUGUUGGGAAUCCGAAAUAUCCUGGCCCUUCGUGGAGACCCGCCGCGCAGUGAGGAGUACAACAUGCACGGCGAAGAUGAUAGCAACAAGGACUUUACGUUCGCCGUGGAUCUGGUGCGGUACAUUCGUCAACAGCACGGGGACUACUUCUGCAUUGGUGUGGCCGCCUACCCGGAGGGCCAUCCCGCCGAUUCUUUCCAGGACGUCCAGGAUCCCGAGAGAGACCUCCCGUAUCUGGUCGAGAAGACCCAGGCUGGCGCCGACUUUAUAAUGACUCAACUGACUUACGACAUUGAUGCUUAUACCAAGUUCGAGAACAUGUUACGAAACCACGAAUCGGGGGCGUUCAAGACCAUCCCCAUCAUUCCUGGCUUGAUGCCCAUCCACAGCUACAAGAUCUUGACGAGAGUCACCAAGCUCAGUCAUGUCAAGAUCCCACCCCAGAUCCUUUCCAGGUUGGAGGAAGUGCGACACGAUGAUGAUGCUGUGAAGCGCAUCGGUGUCGACAUCCUCAAAGACCUAGUUGACGGAAUGCGCGACAUCCCUUGUCCUGGACUGCGCGGGUUCCACUUCUACACUCUGAACCUCGAGAAAACAGUGUCCUUCAUCCUUGAGCGGUGCGAUCUCAUCCCUCCCUACACGGAGGCGGGCGACGAAGAUGCGCUCGUGGAUGGCGGCAGCCUCUCAGCCCUCGACUCUUCGUCCUAUGUCGCUCCCAAUGGCAUCCCCAUCCGCACGCUGGCGAGAAGACGCUCGUCCAUCAACUCCCUCCCGCACAAUCGAGUCAUUGUCGACAGAGAAGUGUCCAACGAAUCUUCCAAGGACUCCGUCUCACACGAAGCCCCCGCGACCAGCGCUGGUGUGCCCGCCAUGCCCCCAGACCGCACCACCACCCUCCAAAUUUCCGAAGGUCUUGGAGCGCUCGGCCGUGAGGCUACCUGGGAUGACUUCCCCAACGGACGUUGGGGUGAUGCUCGCUCUCCCGCCUUCGGUGAAAUCGACGGCUACGGCCCGUCCCUACACGUCACGCCGUCCGUCGCCCAUCGCAUCUGGGGCUAUCCCGUCACGCGUGACGACAUCAACACGCUAUUCCGCCGCCACGUCUCGGGCGAGCUGCACAUGGUCCCGUGGUCGGAGGGUGGCGCCGAAGAAGGAAGCGGCGGCUUGAACCCGGAGACCGAGACCAUUCGACCGGAGCUACUACAGCUCAUCGAUGGCAAGGGAUGGUGGACGCUGGCGUCGCAACCGGCCGUGAACGGCGUCCGCAGCGACGACCCAAUUUUUGGCUGGGGUCCCCCGCGCGAAGGCUUCGUCUUCCAGAAGCCGUUCGUCGAGUUUUUCUGUCCCACCAAAGACUACCAAACGGCCCUUAAGCCGAUGCUCCAAAAACACGGCCACGAGAAGCUUGCAUGGUUCGCUACAAAUGCCAACGGUGACUUCGAGUCGUCGCUGCCCGCCCAGACGUCCGACGCUGACCCCAUCGAAAUGAACCCCAACAAUGUCAACGCUGUGACCUGGGGUGUCUUCCGCGGCAAGGAGAUCGUCACCCCCACCAUUAUUGAAGAGGUCAGUUUCCGCGCCUGGGGCGACGAGGCCUACCGCAUCUGGGACGAGUGGCGCCGUAUCUACCCCCGCGGCUCGCCGACGGAGCGCUUCCUCGAGGAGACCAAGAACGACGUCUGGUUGGUGUGUGUGGUCGGCCAGGAUUUUGGCGCCGGCACGGAGAUGGGGUCCAAGGAAGAGGAGGAUGAGAAGAAGUUCAUGUGGAGGGAGCUGGUCAACUGCUAA